AUGGCGGAGGAAGUGCAGUGGAAGGUGGAGGCGCCAGCGGUAGCUAGCAGCGCCGAGGUUGGUAAUGGCCAGGUGGAUGAGGCGGUGAACCCGAUCAAUCUACCACUAUCAUCCAGCGCUAACGCCAGCGAGCAACUGGAAAAAAGCAGAUCCAGUGGCCGUAGAGGCCGCACCAACUACUAUCUCUAUUAUCAACGGAUCGACAAAGGAGCUGAUGACCCCUCCACCAUCUCCGCUCAUCGUCCAUUAAUCAGUUGUCACUACUCACUAAAGUGA
Linum trigynum is the source of this 276-nucleotide messenger RNA. Lineage: Eukaryota; Viridiplantae; Streptophyta; Magnoliopsida; Malpighiales; Linaceae. The record is from the annotation of a GenBank genome assembly.